This is a messenger RNA of Paraglomus brasilianum, 230 nucleotides long. The record is from the annotation of a GenBank genome assembly. Lineage: Eukaryota; Fungi; Glomeromycota; Glomeromycetes; Paraglomerales; Paraglomeraceae.
ACCCCAUCCAUACUGACAAUAAAGGCAAUGAGAGGGAGAUUGAAUCCGUUUAGAAAUGUAGAGGGAGCUGCGGGAGUAUUCGGUAUUGGUACCAUGUCAGUGUUCAAAACUCCUGAUCCGCCUAACCCAACCACUCAACCAAAUUCAGUCUUUAUGGCGUCCACGUCAAUGUUAAAAUCUAAACCAUUCCGAAAACAAGGAAUGCAAGGACAAGCUGAAGAUAAGAAGAC